Molecule: messenger RNA, 4596 nt
Organism: Arvicola amphibius (Eurasian water vole)
Lineage: Eukaryota; Metazoa; Chordata; Mammalia; Rodentia; Cricetidae
Gene: Dync1li2
Product: dynein cytoplasmic 1 light intermediate chain 2
Exons: 13
Coding region: 211-1689 (492 amino acids)
Biological process (GO): microtubule-based movement; microtubule cytoskeleton organization
Cellular component (GO): cytoplasmic dynein complex; centrosome
Molecular function (GO): dynein heavy chain binding
Source: RefSeq, a predicted model, not a curated record
GGCUGUCCGGCUCGCUGCCUGACCGAGCAACCACCCUCGCUGCGGCGCUUCCGCCACCCGCAGACGCACGCGGACAUCGCCGGCCCGUCGGGACGCGCUGGAUAGCGAAGCUUCUGUGGUUUGGCGGGCGGGCGGCGCGGUCCGGCCGGGGUCCUUGAGGGUCCUCGACCGGCCCGGGGGAGGGCCCUCUUUGUGGCUGCAGUUGGCAAGAUGGCGCCGGUGGGGGUGGAGAAGAAGCUGCUGCUGGGCCCCAAUGGGCCAGCGGUGGCGGCCGCCGGCGACCUAACCAGUGAAGAGGAGGAAGGCCAGAGUCUAUGGUCUUCGAUCUUGAGCGAAGUGUCCACCCGCUCCAGGUCCAAGCUGCCGUCCGGCAAGAACAUUCUGGUGUUCGGAGAAGAUGGUUCUGGUAAAACAACUCUCAUGACCAAACUACAAGGAGCAGAGCAUGGCAAAAAAGGAAGAGGCUUGGAGUAUCUUUACCUCAGCGUUCACGAUGAGGACCGGGAUGAUCACACCCGCUGCAAUGUGUGGAUCUUAGAUGGAGACCUCUACCACAAAGGCCUGCUGAAAUUCGCAGUUUCAGCUGAGUCUUUGCCGGAGACCCUGGCCAUUUUUGUUGCAGACAUGUCUAGACCUUGGACUGUAAUGGAAUCUCUACAGAAGUGGGCUAGUGUCCUACGUGAACACAUUGACAAGAUGAAAAUUCCACCAGAGGAAAUGAGGGAUUUGGAACGAAAAUUUAUGAAAGAUUUUCAAGAUUAUAUCGAGCCUGAAGAAGGUUGUCAGGGUUCCCCACAGAGAAGAGGGCCUCUGACCUCAGGCUCAGAUGAAGACAGUGUUGCCCUCCCUCUGGGUGACAAUGUGCUGACUCAUAACCUGGGGAUCCCAGUGUUGGUGGUGUGCACAAAGUGUGAUGCAGUGAGCAUCCUGGAGAAAGAGCAUGAUUAUAGGGACGAGCACUUCGACUUCAUACAGUCUCACCUGCGGAGAUUCUGCCUCCAGUAUGGAGCUGCUUUGAUUUACACCUCAGUGAAGGAAGAGAAAAACCUUGACUUGCUGUAUAAGUACAUUGUUCAUAAAACAUAUGGCUUCCACUUUACCAUACCUGCCUUAGUUGUGGAAAAGGACGCAGUUUUUAUACCUGCAGGCUGGGAUAAUGAAAAGAAAAUAGCUAUUUUACAUGAAAAUUUUACAACCGUGAAGCCAGAAGAUGCAUACGAAGAUUUUAUUGUAAAGCCUCCUGUGAGAAAGCUGGUUCAUGACAAAGAGUUGGCAGCAGAGGAUGAGCAGGUGUUUCUCAUGAAACAACAGUCAUUCCUUGCCAAGCAGCCUGCCACGCCCACAAGAACCUCCGAAUCUCCUGCCAGAGGACCCUCUGGUUCUCCAAGGACCCAGGGUCGGGGUGGACCAGCUAGUGUGCCAAGCGCAUCCCCAGGAACAUCAGUAAAGAAACCAGAUCCAAACAUCAAAAAUAAUGCAGCAAGUGAAGGGGUAUUGGCCAGCUUCUUCAAUAGUCUGCUGAGUAAAAAAACAGGCUCUCCUGGAAGUCCUAGUGCUGGUGGAGUGCAGAGCACAGCCAAGAAGUCAGGACAAAAGACUGUGUUGUCAAACGUUCAGGAAGAGCUGGAUAGAAUGACUCGAAAGCCAGACUCCAUGGUAACAAACUCUUCAACAGAAAAUGAAGCCUGAUCCUCCUUUAAAAGUGCAUAUGUCAAAUGACCAAAUAACUAUGUAUAUUCAUCUGAUAAGACCAGGAUUUUUCUGAUACAGCACAUGCUAUCAGUUUUUUUGGGUAGGGGAGAUGAACUUUUAAAAGAAAUAUAUAUACUUCAUUGGCUUGUCCGAGUGUGAAAUGCACAUUUAGGAAGGUUACAUGUCAGGCCCCUUGUUAGGGAUGUCCCUUGGACCCUUGGGCUGCGGUUCUCUUGUGGGAAUCAAGCGCAGCUGGGCUUCUUUUAGAGUGGAAAAAGGGGGCCUACUUACUAUCAGGGUGGAGCAAACGAGACUAGUAAGUCAUUAAUCAGAUGGUCAUAGUUUGACCACUUGCGUGUUCUUGGGAAGCAGAUUAAGUAGCAGAAAGUCCAGGGAAGAGAAGUGUUCAGGAGGGAUGAGAGAAGUGCUGGUGGAGAAGCCGAAGGUUGAGGGAGGUGGAAGGAGGAAGUGAGUGGCAUUAACUACGUGCACGGUAGAAGUCAAAUAGCAUCCUUUAAGACUUAACAAUUAGAAGCAUUUCCAAACUGAACACUAAACAGAAUGGGAAUUGGGCUUGUUCUGAAUGCAUCUUUAAUUUUGGGAAGUGUGUUUUGUGUGGGUACCUGAGGAAGGUAGACCUGACACAGGGAUGCUGAUGCAUCUUUAAUUUUGGGAAGUGUGUUUUGUGUGGGGUACCUGAAGAAGGUAGACCUGACACAGGGAUGCUGAAACGGCAGCUGCCCGGGACCCACAUGCUUGGCCCAGGCCGUGUCCUUUUGUCCUUGGAGAAAUGCUGGGUCUCUGAGCAUACAGCCUGGGCAGGUAGUUGCUGUGGGUUGUGUUCAAAGUCAGCAGAUACAAAAUUAGUUUACUUUGAAUUAGAUACUUCAAAUAGCUCCUGCUUUAUUUUUUGUUUGUUUGUUUGUUUUUUAAUUAUUAUUUUUGACUACCACAGGCUGGCCAACUAAUAGAAAAUGGGUGAUUGAUCUCUCAUUUUACCAUAAUGGCAAUGUGCUAUAUGAAGUUUGGGGAAAGUAUUUAAUGUCAUUGCAUUCUGGUUAAUAAGCUUGUUCCAAAGCCUGCCUUAGAAUCUGUGGUAACCUUCACUGAUACAAAAGGUUCUUUCUGUGGCUCUGGUCUGAUCACUGCUACCAGACCAACAAGGAAGUGCUUUAAUUGAAAAUGGAAGUGACAGAUUUGUGUUUGUCAUAAAAUGUAGCACUUCUUUUCUUAUGGAAGUGGGAGUUUUAUGUGUCUUCCAUUUCGGGGCAUAUUCAUGCACAUCAUCAUGUCACACACCACCGUUCUGAGAAUGUCUUCUGUGGAUUUGAAAUAAUAGCACUUUGAGUUUUCUUUGUGACACAGCACAUAUAAUGCGAACACUACCAUGACUUUAAUGUAUAAAACAUUUGUUGUCCAAACCCAGGGGCCCGCAGCUCACUUCCGCGGGUUUGCGUCUCUGUGAGUGUUUGUUCUAGUGCCCAUAGUGUCCUGAUGUCACCACUUCACAUGCCUGCCAGACUUGACGGGGACAGGGCUCCGUGGCUGUCGGAGUCACUUUGUGAAGGUCUGAACACUGUUAAGGAGAAAGCUGAGUGCUUACUUGCCCCUCUUAACAACAAAAAGAUGUUUCUUGUGCCCGUUUUACUGUUGAAAUAUAUGUUUUUCCUUUUUUAAUUCAGUUUUUUGUUGUUAUUAUUUUGGGGUUUUUAUUUUGUUUUUAUUUUUUUAGCAUGCAUUGAUGCUUCAGAUUACCAGGUUGUCCAGGCAGUGACAGUGAACUGAGGGCGUGUAAGUGAGGUGCUGACCUGCAGACGGCUCCCCUAAAGGUAGGGUCACUUCAUCUCUGCAGCAGCCAGGACAGAAAGAAAGACCUCAGAAAAAAGGAAUUCUUGAAAAGACACUUGCCUAAUAGUGUAAUUUUUAAAAUUUUGAUGGCAAAAUUUAAAAUGUGUCAUUGAAUGGUGAAGCACUUUUUGUGUUGAUGUAAAACAUGCUAGAGCCAAUCAGUGAGUGCUGAGGCCUGGUCCUGGGAGGGAAGGCUUCUGGAGACCACUGCUCCUCCUGACACUGGGAGGAGCUGGUGCAUGUUGCCAAAGUCUACCAGCUUUGGGGAGCUUCAGGGUUCUUUUGGGGUUUGAGGAAAUGAGGUGAUUUUUGUUAUUUUAGGAUUCUUAAGCAUCGGAACCAAAGGCCAAAUAGUAAACAACCUUCACUUUUUAAAGUAAAAUUAAUUUUAUUUGCAGAAAACACUUGUAUGGUAGACUGUAAAAAACAACUUUAUGACUAUUUAUACAUACUAUAGUGAUUACCUCUUUGUCUUUAAAUGGAUAAUUUUGAAUAAGCCCAACCCAGAUGAGGGCUAUGAAUUGGUCUUUCCUAAAAAUCCAACAGAUAAUGCUGCUAGAUGAUUUUUUUUGCACUUUUUUUUCUUUUUCCUUUUUUUUUUUAAGAAAAAAAAAAAAGACAGGGUUUUUCUAUGUAGUCCUGGCUGUCCUGGAACUCACUCUGUAGACCAGGCUGCCUCCAGUUCAGAAAUCCACCUGCCUCUGCCUCCCAAGUGCUGGGACUAGAGGCGUGUGCUACAAUGUCCAGCUACACCUCUUUUAUUAUUAUUAUUAUUGGCAUUUUAAAACCAGUAUUUAAACUGAAGAGAUUGUUCUCUUAACUUGAUGAAGUUGAAAGUGACUGCUCUGUACAUCAUGACCUAACAAUGUUGAUGCUGUAAGUGAAAGUCCACCGUUUUCUCUCUGCUAAGUUCAUGAGCGCAGCGGUCUCCCACUAGCCUUAGUCCAAGGUGUGGCUCUCUCUGGGUGCAGUAUGCAGUCAUGUGGAGCCUUGCUUUCUAGUGCUGGGGAACAUGUCUAAUUACUGGCUUCAAUAAACAUGAAUCCAGACUGCUUA